AGGCAAUGUCGUGAGAUUAUAAAUUGUUGAACUGGGAGUUAUGGUCAUCAUUAUAGUUGUAAAAUCUCGGUUUUUGUCUUACUCUUGUGCACCUUCCAUCUUUAGCACAAUACAAUGUAUAAUUCCCAUACCGAAUUCCUUCGAAAAGCUGACCUUUUCUUCCUCCCUACUACUCAAAAACCCCAUCACCUAAAUGAACCAACUGAUCACCAAUUCCCCCAUAAUUAUUUCUACACUGAUGAUAAUACCGCUAAUCCCCUCGACUCCUCAUUUUCAUCAAAAGAAGAAAAUGAAAAAUCCCCUGUUCUUGAAGGUAUUGCUGCGGUUGUUGGUGAACAUGUUCUUUUCGGUAACAACAAUAAAAAUAGUGAAAACAAGAAUCAUGAUCAAAUUUCUGAAGAAAGUGGCCAUGCAGUUUCAAUUCUGAAGCGCACGUGUCCUGCUGAAAAAUGUAAUAAUAAUAGUAAAAAUGUGGAGAAGAGCUACAGAGGAGUGAGGAAGAGGCCAUGGGGGAGGUGGUCAGCGGAGAUACGCGACCGUAUAGGGCGGUGCAGGCACUGGUUAGGGACAUUCGACACCCCGGAGGAGGCGGCGCGUGCAUACGACGCGGCGGCGAGGUGGCUGAGAGGCUCAAAGGCCCGAACCAACUUCCAAAUUCCUCCAGUUGUUCCAUUGCCUUUAGUAGGGGCUACUUCAAAUACAUCCACAACGUCAUCAUCUUCUAAUUCAUCUGAUGCUGAAAUGAAGAAGAAAAAGAAAAAGAAGAAUAGUACCGGAGCUUCGUGUGUUAAUAAUAAAAGGAAGUGUUCAGUGGUAACUUCAACUGCACAUCUAUUCAGCCCAACUGAGCACCAGGUGAAUCAUGAAUUGAGUAAAGGGGUUAGUGUUACUGUGGAGCUUGAUCUCAAGCUCGGAUUUGGGAAGAAGUAGUAAUAGCUGGCUCCGAAAGGUGGUCUGAUGCAUACACUUCACUGAAAAAUUAGGUGGUCCAGAAGUAAUUUUGCACACAAUUAGCGGGCUAGUUCUAGUUUGGUGUUGCUUAUGUUCGUGUCUGGUUGUAUAAUUACUAUCAUAGUGCUUCAAUAUUAGUAGUAGUCAUGUGUAAAUGAAACAUUGUCAUGAUCACUGAAUGACUCUGUAUUUUGGUGCUUAAUGCAAUGCAUAUGCGAGAAGAAGUAGUGUUUUUAUUUUGUUGUAAGGUUGAG
Molecule: messenger RNA, 1205 nt
Organism: Capsicum annuum
Lineage: Eukaryota; Viridiplantae; Streptophyta; Magnoliopsida; Solanales; Solanaceae
Product: ethylene-responsive transcription factor ERF084
Exons: 1
Coding region: 115-930 (271 amino acids)
Biological process (GO): regulation of DNA-templated transcription
Molecular function (GO): DNA binding; DNA-binding transcription factor activity
Source: RefSeq, a predicted model, not a curated record